UCAUCAGCAAGUAUAAGAUCAGCAGAGGAAAGCGCCUGUUUGCCCAUUAACCAUGGCUAUCAGCUUUGUGCUGCUGCUGUUCAUCGCAGUAAACGUGUUUCCAGGAGCGGAUGGGGAGAAGGUGCGAGUGGGGAUUGUGGGAGGCAAGGAGGCUGCCCCCAACUCUCGCCCCUACAUGGCUUCCCUGCAGCUCCAAAGUCGUCACUUCUGUGGAGGCGUGCUGGUGCGAGAGGACUUUGUACUCACAGCAGCACAUUGUAGAUUACGACGGGCAUUCAAAGUCGUGCUCGGGGCUGUUUCUCUGUCAGCUCAGGAGGCAGGAAAACAGGAGUUCAAUGUCACCAGAUCCAUUCCACAUCCCGAUUAUGAUGGACAUGAAAAUGAUAUCAUGCUGCUAAAGCUGGACCGCAGGGCCAACCUGACCAGAGCGGUGCAGCUGAUCACUCUGGGCAGGCUGAGAAGAUCCAGCCAGUGCAGCACAGCCGGCUGGGGUGACAUAGGGGACAACAACACUUUACCAGACAAGCUCCAGGAAGUUGGCGUAAACCUCCUGACGCUGCGGGAAUGUCGUCGCAGAUGGGGAGACGUUCCCAUCACCAGGUCCAUGAUUUGUGCCACAGGAGACCGGGCCGCCCAAGGCUUCUGCUCGGGGGAUUCUGGAGGCCCGUUGGUGUGCAAUGGGACUUCAGUGGGUGUGGUCUCCUUCUCUGGGCGGCAAUGUGGCAACCCCAGGACCCCUGAUGUCUACAUGCGCACAUCUUCCUUCCGACGCUGGAUUAGAAAUGUGUUGAGAAGCAAUUAGUGCAAAUGGCCUGCUUUAAAUUGUACUUAGUACAGCUUAGGCAAACAGAUUCAUACCGAAAUGCUUCAAGAUAUAGUGGAGCCCAGGACACUUUCUGCCCCAUGGCUGUGUUCAUGUGUUGCAAUUCUCAGUAAACUUUGAACUCACUCUCUCUCUCUCUCUCUCUCUCUCUCUCUCUCUCUCUCUCUCUCUCUCUCUCUCUCUCUUACUGUGUGUGUGUGUGUGUGUCUCAGAAGAGAUGUUUGAGAAAUCCACCUUAUGCCUCUCAAAACAACAAUAAACUGAAACCUUACUUUGCUCAAAGCUCACAGUUCAGGCACCUUACACAAGUGCACCCAGUCCUACUUGCUAAGGUCCUGCUACAAAGUGCAUACGCUCUAGGGCUAAUUAAUUAUGGCAUUUUGUGCAUUGAAGUGUUGCUGGUUGGAAUUAAUAAAAU
Myripristis murdjan (pinecone soldierfish) is the source of this 1241-nucleotide messenger RNA. RefSeq names its product mast cell protease 3-like. The coding region runs from base 53 to 802 and encodes 249 amino acids. Gene Ontology annotation, molecular function: serine-type endopeptidase activity. The record is from RefSeq and is a predicted model, not a curated record. Gene Ontology annotation, biological process: proteolysis. Lineage: Eukaryota; Metazoa; Chordata; Actinopteri; Holocentriformes; Holocentridae. The transcript has 5 exons.